Staurois parvus is the source of this 429-nucleotide messenger RNA. NCBI's taxonomy places the organism in Eukaryota, Metazoa, Chordata, Amphibia, Anura, Ranidae. The record is from the annotation of a GenBank genome assembly.
AUGGUGAUUCUACAUUUAAACCGUGCUAAGUUGCUGAACAUUGGCUUUGUUGAGGCUUUGAAAGAAUAUGACUAUAACUGCUUUGUCUUCAGUGAUGUUGAUCUCAUUCCAAUGGAUGAUAGAAACAUCUACAAGUGCUACAACCAACCAAGACACCUCUCUGUAUCAAUGGAUAAGUUUGGGUUUGGGUUACCAUACACCCAGUAUUUUGGAGGGGUGUCUGCUUUAAGCAGAGAGCAGUUUGAAAGAAUCAAUGGAUUUCCAAACAAUUAUUGGGGAUGGGGUGGAGAAGAUGAUGAUAUAUACAAUCGGUAUGAUAUAUAUUUAAAUUAUUCAUAUGGUUUAACACCUUACGUUCCGGCCUAUAGCAGAUUGAUGGAUGGGCAGGACAUUCCUCCUUCUGAAUGGACGUCAUAUGACAUCCUCUGA